Cotesia glomerata is the source of this 1544-nucleotide messenger RNA. It is a transcript of the gene gfzf, whose product is annotated as glutathione S-transferase 1. The record is from RefSeq and is a predicted model, not a curated record. The transcript is spliced from 5 exons. Gene Ontology annotation, molecular function: glutathione transferase activity. NCBI's taxonomy places the organism in Eukaryota, Metazoa, Arthropoda, Insecta, Hymenoptera, Braconidae. Gene Ontology annotation, biological process: glutathione metabolic process. The coding region runs from base 144 to 839 and encodes 231 amino acids.
GGAGUUUGAGAUCCAGCAGUGGGAUUGCCAUAACAUUCCUCGUUUAUAUAAUAACUCAAUCUAAUAAUACAGCACGCAAUUUAUCUUAGUCUUCUUUGUUCUUCAGCAUCUGACAGUUUUAUUUUGCUAAAAACUUCAGCAAUAUGAAACUUUACGCUGUUUCUGAUGGCCCACCAUCUCUAGCUUGCAGACAAACAUUAAAAGCUCUUAAUAUUGAUUACGAAUUGAUACCUGUUGACUAUUGCAAAGGAGAAUUUUUAACUAAAGAAUAUGAAGAGCUGAAUCCGCAGAGAGAAAUUCCAACUUUAGUCGACGGUGAUUUGACAAUGGGCGAAAGUCAUGCAAUUUUACAAUAUCUUUGUGAUAAAUAUGAUAAAGAAGGUAAAUAUUAUCCAAAGGAUCCUAAAGCUCGUGCUUUAGUUAAUCAUCGACUUUGUUUCAAUUUAACAACUUAUUAUCGCAAUAUUUCAGAAUAUGCCUUUGGUCCAAUGUUCUUUGACUACGAGCGCACAGAAAUGGGCUUAAAAAAAUUAAAAAUGAGUUUGGAUGUUUUUGAAAAAUAUUUCACUCGUACCAAUUUUAUCUACUGCGCUGCAAAUACUUUAACAAUCGCUGACUUUGCAAUGAUAACAGCAACGAUUGGACUAGAAGCGAUAAAUUUUUCGCUCAAGCCCUGGCCUAAGGUCAACAAAUGGUACAAUGACUUCAAAGUAAAGCACCCUGAAUUGUGGGAAAUCGCAGCUGGAGGUUUAAAAGAGUUGAGCGAUUAUGAAAAAAAUCCUGACAUGACUAUGACUUGGGUGCAUCCUAUUCAUCCAAUGCGUAAAAGCAAAAAAUAAGACAUUCCUUGAAAAAAAAAAAAAAUUUUAUUAUUUUGUUUUUAUCGCAUAUUUUAUUAUUAAUUAUUAAUUAUUAAUGAUUUUAUUACACAUACUUUAUAAUAAACAAUGCAAUUAAAAUAAAAUUUAAAAACGACAAAAUGUCAGUCGUAACCAAUUUUUUGAGCAUUCAAUUUAAAUAAAUAUUUUUAUGAAAAUUUAACAACAAAAAAUAUUUUUUAAAUUUAUGUAUAAAUAGUUUUUAAAUCCAACAAUUAUAUUUUUAAUAAUAAUAAUUAUUAUUCGGAUAAAUAUAUUUUAUAUAUUUAUAUAUUAAGUAUAUUUGAAUCACAGCUUCAUAUUAUCUUCGACGAUAAAAUUUAUACUCAUAUAUUAUAUAACACAAAUAAUAUAUACAUAGUUUAUAUUUAUAUAUAUGCAAUGAUAGUUAAUCUCCAUAUUAAUUAAUUAUGUAAUGUACUUAUUAAUAAGAAAUACACUUGCGAGGGUAUUUAAAAUUGAUUAUAUAGAGAUUAAAUAUCAGAUAAAAUUGACUGACAUUUUACAGAAUUUUUUUAAUAAUAUUUAUUACAAUUAUAAUUAUUAUCUUUAUAAGUUUCAUUAGACUAGAAAAAAACCCUGUGGUCUAUCCUCGAUUCAAUUUAGCGCUUAAAUGCCGUGACAAUAUUUCAAUAAACUGAGAUAUUGUGUGAUAAUUGCCAAAAA